This is a messenger RNA of Aspergillus heteromorphus CBS 117.55, 591 nucleotides long. RefSeq lists its product as uncharacterized. Bases 1 to 591 code for a protein of 196 amino acids. NCBI's taxonomy places the organism in Eukaryota, Fungi, Ascomycota, Eurotiomycetes, Eurotiales, Aspergillaceae. The record is from RefSeq and is a predicted model, not a curated record. The transcript has 2 exons.
AUGCCUUGCUUCAAAGCUUCCAUGGCCUCCUUCCUGCUGGCUUGCAUGGCCUUCUCAUCAAUCACCCAAGCCUAUCCGGUCCCCGCGUCCCAGAAGGCGAGUGCAUUGACUCCGCGCUCACCGAGAGAGAUGCCCAACAGCAAUAGCAACGAUCUCGUCUCCAGUCUCUUCAACACCGUCGGACUGAGCGACCUGAACAAGCUCAACCACUGGAAAGAAGACAACGAGUCCGACGACCAGUCCAGCAACCAGCCCGACGUGAUCGACGACAGCAAAAGCGCUACACCAACCCAGACGGAACAGAACAACACCGAUGACAAAGCAGGCGAUGUGCAGACAACUGCUGGCGACAAAGAGGAGAAGAGAAAGCCCACCCCGAGCCAUGUCAGCCAUGCCAGCGCGACUCCUUCGGCCACCCCAGGCACUGCGAGCCCCAAGACCAACAAGAACAACAAGGGUGAGAAGGAUGACGAGAACAGGUUCCCGAAUCCCGCCCAGAACCCGGCCGGGUUCGUGUCUGCCCUGAUGCGGCAACUCCAGCACACCAUCGAUGAGGCGUUGGACAGCAAGGACGAGCACACCCUCAACUAA